CCCAGAAUUACAUCAAAAUAUCGUAAAUUCAAAAGGUGUGGUCCUCUUCACCAAUAUCGAGUCCUCGACGAUAGUCGUUACCCUGGUGGAAGACCAAUGAGCCGUGACGAUCACAUCAAUUUACCCGUAUCUCUACACAUUGAACGUCACGAACCAUUAUUAACCGCAACAGGAGUCGUGUUCGUCUCAUAUAUUUCCCCUUCAAGAGCUCGGACCGUGCUGUCGGGUCUGCGGAAUCCCUAUAACGCAAUCUCUCGCCCCACACCUUAACACUUCACAUAAUAAUCUAGAAUUCAACCACACCUGAACAUUGACAAAAGCCCCCUACGCAACGCUAACUGCGCGCAUCGUGUGUGACAUACCGCUCAAUGCAAAUCCACCACCAGCUCAAGGCCUUCCACCGCCGCCUCGAAAAACAAGAAGUUCGGCGAGCCCGCUUCGUCGCCCGUCUCCCGUCUCACCAAUCCCAAUCCAUCCGCGUCGAAACACGCCCCAUUCGCGGAAAAACCGCGAUUCCAUUAUACAUAACAAUCUCCACCGUGCUGCAGGAAGUGUGCAUGCUUCCCCAACCCACGGGCCCGGUAUUCUGCCUUCCCGUUCAUUAUGCCGCUACACCGUUGUAGGUAUAGGAUCCCCUCCCCGAAGCUCCCCGUGCGCCCACGAGAAAUUGGCUUCUGUAUGCAGCAUGCACACUUUUGGUGCAUUCUCUCAUAUAGUCUGCCGCAAAAAGGGACAAGCGGUUCCUUCGGCGCGCUGGGGCUUGCGUUCAAAUUGCUCG
Periconia digitata is the source of this 778-nucleotide messenger RNA. The record is from the annotation of a GenBank genome assembly. NCBI's taxonomy places the organism in Eukaryota, Fungi, Ascomycota, Dothideomycetes, Pleosporales, Periconiaceae.